AUGGACAACAUCUAUCACUGUGGUGUUGUGUAUUCACAAUCCUUAGUGCCGAAAAAGCCUGAUCCUGGAGCAUUUUCCAUACCGCGCAUAGUUGGGUCCAUAAAGUUUACCAAAGCGUUAUGUGACUUAGGAGCAAGUAUAAAUCUGAUGCCGCUUGAUAUCUACAAGAAUCUUGUAUUGGGGGAGCCUACCCCCACAACAAUGCUUUUUGUUAUGGAAGAUAGAUCGAUUAAGCGAUCAGUUGGUAUAUUACAGGAUGUACUGGUAAAGGUGGAUGAUUUUAUUCUACUUGCAGACUUUGUGAUACUGGAUUGUGAAAUUGAUUUUGAGGUAUCCUUCAUCUUGGAUAGACCAUUAUUAGCCACGGGGAGAGUGUUGGUUGAUAGGAAGCUCAAUGAGCUCAAGUUCAGAUAUGGGAAAAAGGAGGGCAAAUUUAAAAUGCAACCUCCUAUUAAGCACUUGGAGGAGAUGAACAUCUUCUCAGUUUUGGAUGUAUUCCAGGAAUAUGGUAAUGAGGUAGUGAUACGGCAUCUUGAUGAAGUCUGA
Capsicum annuum is the source of this 546-nucleotide messenger RNA. RefSeq lists its product as uncharacterized. The transcript has a single exon. The record is from RefSeq and is a predicted model, not a curated record. Lineage: Eukaryota; Viridiplantae; Streptophyta; Magnoliopsida; Solanales; Solanaceae. The coding region runs from base 1 to 546 and encodes 181 amino acids.